Molecule: messenger RNA, 1076 nt
Organism: Panicum virgatum (switchgrass)
Lineage: Eukaryota; Viridiplantae; Streptophyta; Magnoliopsida; Poales; Poaceae
Source: RefSeq, a predicted model, not a curated record
CGCCCGCGCCUCCGCCUCCCCUUCCCAUCUUGCUCUCCGCCGCCGCAUCGUCUCCCCCGCCGCCUCACCAGCUCGGCCCCCAGCCUCCGCCUUCCCGGCCCUCGCCUCCCCCUCCCCCUCCCACCUCUACCUGCACGUGGCUCCAGCUCGGCUGCAGGGCCUCCCGCACUAGAUCUCGCGAGGCCGUGCUCGGCGCGGUAGCCGGCGACCACCCCCCCCCCCCGGCACGGGGGCCCUGGCCGGGCUCGGGCAUGGCACCGGAGGCCUCGGCAGGCUCGGCCCGCCAGAUCUCGCGCGGGCGGGGGCAAGAGCUGCGGUGGCACGGCGGGCGGCUGCGAGAGAGGCGUGCGCCUGGAGGGUGCAGAAGCGACCGGAGUUGCAGAGCUGAGUCCCUCCCUUCGCUCUCCUACCCGCCUCCCCUGCUCCCCGUCUCCACCAGCGCUCCUCCUGCUCCCCGCCGCCGUCUCUUGCUCCCUCGGGAUACAGAUCCGGUGCGGGGCACGGCUCAGAGGGGGAGGAGGCAAGAUCUGCGACGGCCUGGCAGUCCGGGAGCCGCGCGGCGCCGCCGCACGACCCAUCGCCGCGGCCACCUCUACAACCCCGACGACCGUGCGCCUCUCCGAGCGAUGCUUGAACUCAAGCGCCACCCACGCGUCGAAGCCAACGUCAGCCGCAUCGAGGAGAUCGAGGAGCCGCUCUACCCCGCCCUCGCCCUCGCCUGCUCCAACGAUCCCGCGGGACUCAGCGGGGUUGACUCCCCGAUUGUCCGCCUUGUCAUUGGCGAGGACGGUGUCGGAGAGGACGCCGCGCCCUUCAUCUGCAUCGGCGGGUUCCGGCAGACGCGUGCCAUCUACGAGCUCGAGGAUGGCGGCCUCGUGCUGGAGUUCGAUGAGACGCGGUUCGACUUUGGGACCAGCUACAAGCUCGAGUGCGAGGCCUAGCCUGACCGGGGCAAGGAGGUGCUGGAGCGCCUUCUCACAGUGGCCGCCGUGCUGUUGUUCGCUAGGGGCGUGUGGAAGAUGGAGAGGGCACUGCCGGCUGCGAUGCUACGGGAGAAGCUGCCCAGGUUCCUCUCC